GCCAUGGCCCUGCCCCGCACGCUGGGGGAGCUGCAGCUGUACCGGGUGCUGCAGCGCGCCAACCUGCUGGGCUACUACGAGACCUUCAUCCAGCAAGGGGGGGACGACGUGCAGCAGCUCUGCGAGGCGGGCGAGGAGGAGUUCCUGGAGAUCAUGGCGCUGGUGGGCAUGGCCACCAAGCCCCUGCACGUCCGCCGCCUCCAGAAGGCCCUGCGCGAGUGGGCCUCCAACCCGGGGCUCUUCAGCCAGCCCGUUUCUGCUGUCCCCGUCAGCAGCAUCCCCCUCUUCAAGCUCUCCGAGGCCGGCGGGCGCAAGGCGCUCAGCAAUGGGCACGCCAGCCCCGGCGAGGCUGCGGGCAAGGGGGGUGGCAGCGCUGGGACACCCCCAGCCCGCAGCCCCACGGAGCCAGGCGAGAAGCUGUCGCCGUCGGCGGCCCCGCCGUGGCCGGGGAGGAGCACCCCUGAGUCGGAGGGUGGCGGGGAUGAGGAGCCGGGGGGUCCCCCCUUCUCCCCGGGUGGGAGUGGCGGCGAGCAGCCGGUGGGCGCGGAGGCGCUGGAGCCGGAGCUGGCACGGACGGUGGCGGAGAGCGUGGAGCGGCUGCUGCAGAGCUGCCCCCGGGGCGGCGAGGCCGAGCUGCGGGCGCUGAUGAAGCUCAACAAGAAGCUGGCCAAGGCCGUGGGGCACAUCUUCCAGCUGGAGGAUGGCAACCGGCACAAGGAGGAGGAGAUCCGCCGGCACAGCGCAAUCUAUGGCCGUGGCGAGGCCCGGCGCCGUGAGGGCAAACAGCUCACCCUGCACGAGCUCAUUAUCAACGAGGCGGCCGCCCAGUUCUGCCUGCGGGACAACUCGCUGCUGCUGCGGCGCGUCGAGCUCUUCUCACUCUCGCGGCAGGUUGCGCGGGAGAGCACCUACCUGUCCUCGCUCAAGGUCACCAGGGCACAUGCUGAGGACAGUGGAGCCACCGCGGCCAAGCGGCUGAAGCAGGAGGCAGGAGAGCAGAGCCGCCCCGAGCUGCUGCCACUGCCGGUGGGGCCGGAGCCCCCCGGGGCUGCGUACCGAGCCAGCCUAGAGGAGGAUGCAGCCAGCCUCUCUGGGGAGAGCCUCGACGGCCACUUGCAGGUGGCCUGUCCCCGACUGACGCCCCCGCCGGGUGCAGCCCCCGACGUGCCCCUCGGCCUCCCCCCCCACGGGCUCUGGAGUCGCCACAUUCUCCAGCAGACGCUGAUGGAUGAGGGGCUGCGCCUGGCCCGGCUGGUCUCGCAUGAGCGCGUGGGGCGGCUCAGCCCCUGCCUGCCGGGGAAGCCCCCGGGACCAGAGUUUGAGGACGGGCUGGCAGAACGGGGUCCUCCAGCCCCCCCGGAACCCCCCCGCGGCACCAUCAAGGUGGAGCAGGAGACCAGCCGGCAGUGA
Molecule: messenger RNA, 1410 nt
Organism: Gavia stellata (red-throated loon)
Lineage: Eukaryota; Metazoa; Chordata; Aves; Gaviiformes; Gaviidae
Gene: NAB2
Product: NGFI-A binding protein 2
Exons: 6
Coding region: 4-1410 (468 amino acids)
Biological process (GO): negative regulation of DNA-templated transcription
Cellular component (GO): nucleus
Molecular function (GO): transcription coregulator activity; transcription factor binding
Source: RefSeq, a predicted model, not a curated record